AUGCGCAAAAUACAAACUUUUUCAUUAUCAAUAUCAAUAUCACACUCAUAUGAUUUCAAGAAUGAAACUUGGUCAUUUGAAUGUUCUUCACAAAUUUAUACUGUGAAAAUAACUGAAACUAAACAAGUUGGUUCUUCAUUAAUACAACUGGAUUGUAAAGAUAAAGAAUCUCAACACCUGAUAUACAAGCUAUAUAAAGGUGAUGCGACCAAAUUUUCUAUGGAAGAUCACGGAGAGCUAAAACUCAAAAAAGAAAUAGACACCGACAAAGAGGACAAUUUCUGGACAGUAGAGGUUGAGGUCCGCGACCAUGGAGUCCCUCGACUUGAUACGUUUGUGCAUAUCAAUAUAUUUGUUGAGGAUGUUGACGAUCAUAAGCCGUUUUGGCAUCCUGCAAAUAAUGGAACAUAUACAGUGUCUAUUAUUGAAAAUUCUGACGUUGGCACCUUUGUUGCCAUGGUGACUGCUAUAGAUGAUGACAGACCCGGAACAAAACAUUCUAAAAUCAAAUAUGCCAUCGAAGACAUGACAAAAGCAUUUACUAUUGAAAGCAAUACUGGAAAAAUAAUUGUUGCUAGUCCAGAUCUAGACCGAGAAGACAAAGACCACUACAAAUUGUCUGUUUCAGCACAUUCUUCAGAUAUGAUAUCAGAGAAAAUAUUUGGUGAAAUUUCUAUAAAGAUUACGGAUGAAAAUGAUAAUUAUCCAGUGUUUUCGCAGGAAAUAUACUCUGCUGCUUGGCCUGAAGACACUAAAAUAAAUUCCGUUUUGCUCAGUGUUCGUGCUAGUGACGUCGAUGAAGGCAGGAACAGAAAGAUAUCAUACUCAAUACAAGAUGGAAAUAUGGACGAUGGCUGUCGAAUGUCAGUUGACAAGAACUUAGGGAAAAUAUCAACGGAUAGCCAAUUCGAUUAUGAACGUAAACAAUCGUGUUUUCUAACUGUUGUCGCUAGUGACGAUGGCAACAAACCUUUGGUGGCGACAGCCAGCGUUUUGGUCAGUGUAACAGGCGUCAAUGAAUUCCCUCCAAUGUUUGUUCGCCAAUCCUAUACUGUUUCCGUUCUAGAAGAUAUCACUUCAGGAACAUCGAUGACACAAGUGCAGGCAAAUGAUGAAGAUCACGGCGAAGAUGGGUUCAUUACUUAUUCUAUAGCUACUCAUUCAGACAUUUUCACCGUAGACAAAGACAGUGGAAUAAUCCGACCAGUGAUUGCAUUAGACAGUGACACUACUGGUUCAUAUCUGGUAGAAGUUCAUGCGAUCGACCAAUCAAAAACUGCUAAACAAACAGGAACAACGACUUUGACAGUAGUGGUUGAUGAUGUAAACGAAGUAGGUCCCUUGUGUAAAACAGUGGCAAGUGUAGAAGUACCUUCAUCCUCUAUCGUUGGAGAUUUGGUUUACGAGUUAAAGUGUUCCGAUUCAGAUGUGGGACCAAAUGGUGAUUUGUCAUAUACUAUUAACAAAGGCAAUAUCAAUUUAGAUUUUACAAUCGACUCACAAGGUCACAUAGUUGUGGCUAAAGUAUUAAGCAAACCUUUCUACAACUUGGAGGUUGCCGUUUUCGAUGGUGGGAUUCCACCAAAGAAAAGUCCAGUUCAUAUCAAGGUAAAUGUCAUUGGAGAACCUGAAUUUUUGCAGUUGCCAAAAACUUUAGAUAUAAAUGAAGAUGACAAGAUAGGCGAUGUCAUAUAUGUCGUUAAAUCUACGUCCAAAUACCAGUUUAUGAGAUUUUCUAUCAAAUCUGGCAACAGUGAUGGUGUAUUUGGUAUAAAUGAUGUAACAGGUGACAUUUAUUUAAUAUCUAAUCUUGAUCGAGAACAGACACCUUCAUACUCACUUACAUUGCAACUUACAGAUAUCAUUUCAAAACUUACCUCUACAAGUUCUGUCAAUAUUCGGAUUAAGGACUCCAACGAUAACAUACCAACAUUCGAUAACAGUUUCGACGAAUUUUCAGUUAUUGAAAAUAUUCCAAUAAAAACUACCAUAGGUCAGGUUUCAGCAAGGGAUACAGAUGAGGGAAUUAAUGCAGUAGUUGAAUACUCCGUGCAAUCAGGGAACAUUGGAAAUACGUUUACCUUAUCAACAAAGGGGGAACUUAUUUUAAACAAAGCAUUAGAUGCUGAAGCUAUUGCAGAUUAUAUUUUAACAAUCAUCGCGCAUGAUAAAGGCAAACCGUCUCUAACCGGAACCACAACAGUUGUCGUUCUUGUAAAGGACUUUGAUGAAUUUCCAAUCACUUUUAUAACUGGCAAUCCUUUUAAAUAUACAAUACCUGAAAAUGCUCCUCUUGGUGCAUAUAUUUUAGCAGUUAAGGCGGAAGAUCCAGAUAAAGGUGCGCAAAUACAUUACCAAAUAACAGACGGGAAUGAUGGUUCUUUUAAUAUUGAUAGUAAAUCAGGGAACAUAAUACUAGGUAGACGUGUGGACCGUGAAAACGUUCCGGAAUAUAACUUGACAGUAGUAGCUGACAAUGGGGCAGGUGACAAAACAUCAACAGUUGUGGCGAUUACCGUGUCUGAUAUAAAUGACCAUGACCCAUAUUGUCAGCAACAUUUCAUAUCAGCAAAUGUACAUGAAAACGAGACUAGUGGUACCAUAGUAACGAACAUAAAGUGUGAUGACAAAGAUAUUGCAGAAAAUGCAAAUUUGAUGUAUAGCAUUAUAUCUGGAAAUACCGGAAACGGUUUCCGAUUGAACAACACUUACAUUGUCGUAAAUAGUCCACUUGAUUACGAAACCAUUAAUAAUUACAUAAUUGGGAUAGAGGUUAAGGAUCAAGGGAGUCCUCCGAGGUCAUCGACCAUUCUGGUUACAGUUGACGUUUUUCCGUUUUAUAAAUCGCCUAAACUUUACGAAACAAAGGUAAAAAUAAAUAUCAGUGAAGGUAUAAUUGUUGGAACUACAGUUUACGACAUUGAUGCUACUUUGAAUGGGGCAACGGAAGGGACGUGGAACAUACCUGGAGAUUUAGAGUACGUUUUACAAAGUUUAAAUGACGCAAAAUAUUUUUCUACAGACUUUAAUACUGGGGAAAUUAUUAUAUCUGGAAAUCUAGACAGAGAAAACAUAAAACGUCAUAAGUUAAUUGUCAAAUGCGUAAACAGAUAUAAUAGAAAUUUGUAUGAUAUUUUGACUAUUGAAAUUGACGUGUUCGAUGUUAAUGAUAAUUCGCCUUUCUUUUCGAACGCUGCUUACAUCUUCCUCGUUGACGAAGAUGCAAAUAUAAGUUCCUCGGUAGGAAAAGUAGAGGCUGUUGAUUAUGAUAUCAAUGAAAACGCUGAUUUAGAAUAUGACAUCGUUGCUGGUGAGCAUUCAGAUUCGUUUGUCAUUAACUCAACUUCUGGAAUAAUAUCCGUCAACAACUCCCUUAACGCGUCAGUACAGAAGGGUUAUGUAAUGUCUGUUGAAGUUACUGACAACGGCAGUCCAAGACGUAGUAGUAGAGCUAAGGUUAUGAUUAAGGUCAACGAUAUAAACAACCAUAAGCCUCGUUUUCGACAAACUAUGUAUUAUGUUGAUGUUCGGGAAGAUGUUGAUAUCGGAGACAUCAUCUAUCAACUACAAGCAGAUGACCCUGAUCUUGAUUUAAAUGGCAAGGUGACAUAUUCAAUAGAAUCUGGGAAUGAUGAAAUAAACUUCGGAAUACAUUUGCAAGAAGGUCAUAUCUAUAUAUCUGAAAAACUUGAUAGAGAAAAAAACGAAACGUAUAAUAUGAAAAUAAUUGCCAAAGAUGGUGGUGUUCCAUCUAAAACAUCGACAACAUCAUUACGUGUAACUGUAAUUGAUGUUAAUGACAACAAUCCAAUAUUUUCGCGCGCGAUUUAUGAUGUAAAAAUUGAUAGAUUUAUUACAGCAGGAAAAGUGAUUGCAAAAGUUCAUGCAACCGAUUCCGAUAAAGAUUUAAAUUCAAAAAUUGAUUUCUUUAUAAUUGAUGGGAAUGAAGAUAAUUUCAUUUUGAUAAAUAUAAGCACUGGAGAAAUAAAGACGAAUGCGUUUCUUCAUAUGGCAGCAGAUUUUCACAAAAUUGUAAUUAAAGCAGCAGAUAACGGAUAUCCUAGGCUAAGUGCGACGGCUAAAGUAAAUAUAGCAAUUUAUCCUUCCGUAAUUAAUCAAGGAUCUCAUUUUGAAUUCAGUGUACUAGAAAAUGUUUCAAUAGGAACCUAUGUUGGCAAAGUACUACAGGAUAAUAUUCAUGGUCAACAAGGUCAAGCAUAUUUUAGUUUAUUAGGUGGAGACAGUAUUGGUUUAUUUUCAAUCGAGCAGGCUAGCGGAAUAUUAAGAACAGAGGAGUUUUUCGACAGAGAGGAUGUAGAUGAGUACUUUUUAACCAUUUCAAUCGUAGACAGACUAAAUAAUAAAACAAACUAUCAUAAAUUAGUUCAUGUUAUAAUUGACGACAUAAAUGAUAGCAAUCCAUGGUUUUUAAUGCCAUAUAGAGAAAUUUCUGUGGUAGAAAAUAGUCCAGUCGGUUUGCCUGUCGUACAGUUUUCGGUAACAGAUGAUGACAUCAAUGAAAAUGGAAAUAUUACUUUGUCCAUUGACCCCUCAGAUCCGCUGGCAAAUGCUCUUUUUGAAAUGAACAAUGAUAAAUCUAUGCUUGUCCUUAAAAUUAUACCGGAUUAUGAAAUGAUUUCUGAUCUAGCAUUAACUGUAUUUGCUGAGGAUGCAGGCUAUCCCCCAAGAACGGCAACAGCUGAAGUAGUGGUUAAUAUUAUAGAUGUCAAGGAUACCAAACCAUACGAGGAUAAACCUGCUACUUAUUUUUCAUUAGAAUGUGCAUUAAAUGCACAUAAUGGCGAAAGUUUAACAACAUUCACACCUCAUGAUUUCGGAAUAUACCAGUCAUUAGCAGACCCCGUAAAGUUUGUAACCAUGAAUAAAGGAGGUGUGUUUGACAUACACCCGGAUAGGGGCGACUUGUAUGUUCAGAAUGAAAACUUUUUAUACAGGGAUACUCGAUAUGUAAUGUGGGGUAUAGUUCAAGCAAAGACGAAUGGUACAUGGAAUAGUGCUGCUGGUGUCAUUCGUGUAGAUACAUUGAUUCCAAACCAACAUAUGGUGAUAAUAGAGCAUGAUGUUCCAGUUACUACUGUCAGGGCACAAAGGUGUGACUAUAAAAAUUGUUUAAACAAAAUCAUCAAACUUUCAGGUACCAUGCUUAUAAAAGAGGGACGAAAGAUACCAAAGGGACAGUCAAACUCAGAAAUCGAAAAUAAACUGACGAAUAUGUUAAAGUAUGCAUUGCAGGCAUUAUUUCCUCUAGAAAAUCGAGUUGGGAUAUGGGAUAUAAUAGACGAAGAUACUGUCGUGGGCAGACGAAAAUUGUUGUCAACAAGAUCGAAAUCCCUAGUAUACGUUGUAAAAGAUCGGACAACGGAUACUUUAGAAGGGGUUCAGAAAGAAAAAUCAUUCUUAACGCAAAAUGACAUUUUGAAAGUCCUUCGUCGAUCAGAUGAUGGUACACCAGCAUACCCUCUCGAAUCUAAAUCAUUUGAUACCUUUCCUGUAAAUUCGGUUAGUCCGUACAGACAGGAAGAACCUUCCCCGCCAUCUUGGUUCCAGACAGAUGUAGGAAUAGCUGUCGUAUUGACCAUCAUCUUCAGUUUGAUUUUAUUAGCCACUAUAUUGUCGUUAUAUUUCUAUUGCACCAGAGAAAGUUCAGAGGGAUUUGUUGGAUCAUCAAAACUUUUUAUUAAAUUUCCAAGCGAUAGUGACAUGUUAUCUGACCAAGACUAUCCAGACAACAGACAUUCACGGCUGUUCAAACCAUGGAACGCAUCGUGCACGUCAAUAAAUGGUACACAAAAUGAAUACAUAACUAGACAAGAACGAUGGGAAGACAUGCUUGACAAGGCAGGAUUAGGAUUUCAGACUUUGAGAAAACCAGUGGGACCGCCUAUGCCAUAUCAUCUUAAUCGAACCAAAAGUGAUUUAACACAAAAGAAGCUCAACCCCUGGAUAUUUAAAUAUAGAGAUGACAAACCGGAUGUCGAUCAACUGAAUAAUUCUUUAACUGCCUAUUCAACGAAAGUACAAAGGUACAGCGAUUAUUGACACGACUUUGCCUUAAAUGUCUAAAUUAUAUUAUCUCUU
Molecule: messenger RNA, 6099 nt
Organism: Mytilus trossulus (common blue mussel)
Lineage: Eukaryota; Metazoa; Mollusca; Bivalvia; Mytilida; Mytilidae
Product: cadherin-23-like
Exons: 13
Coding region: 1-6060 (2019 amino acids)
Biological process (GO): homophilic cell-cell adhesion
Cellular component (GO): plasma membrane
Molecular function (GO): calcium ion binding
Source: RefSeq, a predicted model, not a curated record